AUGUCUGAAACUAUAGUUAAAUCUGAGGUCAAAGUACCUGAUAGUUUGAAGAUCUGUACUGUUUGUGCCGCCAAUAAUAACCGUUCUAUGGAGGCACAUAGGCAACUUCGUGACGCUGGGUAUAAUAUCAAUUCGUUUGGAACUGGUAAUAGUGUCAGAUUACCAGGACCUUCGGUAGACAAACCUAACGUUUAUGAAUUUGGUACCCCUUAUGAAGAAAUCCUCAAUGAUUUAAUGAGUCAAAACAAUAGAAAGACAUAUGAGGCAAAUGGUUUACUACAUAUGUUGAACAGAAAUAGACAAGUGAAAACUGCUCCCGAGAAAUGGCAUUUAAAUUCUUACGCUGGUAAGUUUGACUUGGUCAUAACCUGUGAAGAGCGUUGUUUUGAUUCUGUGGUAGAUGAUCUAAUGUAUAGAUUAGGUAAAGGUCAGUCAGAGAACGAAGUGAGUAAAAUAGUCCACGUAAUUAAUAUUGAUAUAAAGGAUGAUAAUGAAAAUGCCAUCAUUGGUGGUAAUGGUAUCGUGGAAUUGGUUAAUAUGAUACAUGAAUUCAGGAGAAAUAACAAAAAGGAAGUUGAUGAUCCGUCAGAGAAUAUUCUUGAAGAUCAGAUGAUGAAAAUCUUAACAGAAUGGCAAAAAAAUCAUUCACACUUACAAACGAUUUACACUGUAGCUUACUAUUGA
This is a messenger RNA of Yamadazyma jaroonii, 684 nucleotides long. NCBI's taxonomy places the organism in Eukaryota, Fungi, Ascomycota, Pichiomycetes, Serinales, Debaryomycetaceae. The record is from the annotation of a GenBank genome assembly.